Arabis nemorensis is the source of this 615-nucleotide messenger RNA. Lineage: Eukaryota; Viridiplantae; Streptophyta; Magnoliopsida; Brassicales; Brassicaceae. The record is from the annotation of a GenBank genome assembly.
AUGUGUUGUUUGGUUGGUCAUGUGUUGGAGUGUAGUGUUCUUGAUGUUGGAACUGGUGAUUGGCAGAUGUUGAGUCCACCUCGUUACAAGGUCCAUUCGAGAAGAAAAUCGGUGUGUGAAUGGAUCGAUCUACUGGCUACAAAGCAUUGGGAUUGGUUACAAAAUACUAGCCCAUUGGAUCUUCACAAAGAAGACUUCAAUAAUGUACCAGUUCUGCCUGUAAGUGUCACGCAAGAAACAACCCAAUUAGUGAAUCUUGAGGACCGCCUCGCCAUAGCCAGUACAUAUACUAAUCCUGAAUGGAAACUAGAGAUAUGGAGCAUGGAUACAAAAGAAGAAAGAUUGAGCAAGACUUACUCCAUACAUUUAGUCGGAAAAGGUAUUUUCCCCGAAAUUCGGAAAAGGAGGUUCACGCCUAUCGUGGUUUCUAAGCAAGGAAAUCUUGUCUUCUAUGACAAUUACAAGAGGCUUUUCAAAUGCUAUCCGAAGACAGAUGACAUUCGUUGUCUAUCCUCAGACACUUGUGUUAUAUCUCCUUUCUUCGAAAAUUUGGCUCCGCUGGAGAAUUUGGUUACCACUCUAGUAGUAAAUGGUAAUAUUUGGUUAUCUUGCUAA